CGCGGCGGCGGCGGCGGCGUCGGCCGUCAGUCGGCGGCCGCUCUCCGCGCGCCCCACGCUGCGCUCGCGAGCCUGCAGCGCGGCUAUUAUGCCGGCGCACCGGGCCCGCAUCCCACGUGCCGCGUGCACGCCGCGCCCCGCACCAUACUAUACAUCACCACCUAUAUCACGCACGAUUACGCGUCUCACGUCUACCGGAAUGUAAAUAUUUAUGGAUGUCAGUUUCCAGUUGUUUAGAUUGGCUGUGAAUUUUAAGUGAGAGUAAGCCUGGCGGCGGCGACCGGCUGGCGACGCCGCGGAUGUCGCUGCUGGGCAAGCCGCUCAGCUAUCGCGCCACGCGUCGCGACGCGCGUUACCGCCGCCUACAAUCCAAGUUCUACAAUUUCCUUGAACGGCCGAGGGGUGUUAAGGCCGUCCUGUAUCAUAUGAUUGUGUUCCUCAUGGUGUUCAUGUGCCUGUCGCUGUCCGUGUUCUCCACCAUCGAGGAGUACGAGGCUCGCGCCGGAAUCGUGCUCUUCUACAUGGAAACUGUCGUCGUCAUUUGGUUCGCUAUCGAGUUUGUGUUAAGGUUAUGGUCGUCAGGAUGCCGGUCCCGGUACCAGGGUUCAAUGGGGCGCCUCAAGUUCUUGAGGCGGCCUUUCUGCAUAAUAGAUGUUACGACAAUCCUGGCGUCGCUGGUGGUGCUGGGCAUGGGCUCGUCGGGGCAGGUGUUCGCGGCGUCGGCGCUGCGCGGGCUGCGCUUCUUCCAGAUCCUGCGCAUGGUGCGCAUGGACCGGCGCGGCGGCACCUGGAAACUGCUCGGCUCCGUCGUCUACGCGCAUCGACAGGAACUAAUCACCACUUUGUACAUAGGAUUCCUGGGCCUUAUUUUUGCAUCAUUUUUGGUUUACUUAGCAGAGAAAGAUGUCGAACAUACAAAAUUCAAAAAUUUCGCCGAAGCGUUAUGGUGGGGAGUUAUCACACUGUGCACUGUGGGGUACGGCGACAUGGUGCCCCAGACCUGGCAAGGAAAGUUCAUUGCUUCAUUCUGCGCGCUGCUCGGGAUAUCUUUCUUCGCGCUCCCUGCUGGUAUCUUGGGUUCAGGAUUCGCAUUAAAAGUACAACAGCAACAGAGGCAAAAGCAUAUGAUCAGGAGGCGGCAACCGGCAGCGACACUUAUUCAAGCGCUUUGGCGUUGCUAUGCAGCUGAUGAGCACUCGAUGAGCGUCGCUACCUGGAAGAUACAUCAAAUUCCUCUUCCCAGUCCACAGACGAGCAGGGUGAUGAGCGCGUCGUUUAAGAACAACGCGUCAUUCGUGUCGCGGCUGCCGACGAUCCGCCGACACAAGAGCACCUCGCUGCACUCCCCCGCGCCGCACUCUAAGCCGGCGCACCGGUAUGACGUCAACGCCAGUGCAGAAAAUCUCGGCGCGACGAACGGGCGCACGGCGCGCGCGCGGCCCGGCAACCCGGCGCACAGCGAGGACUCUGUGGCCGAGACGCAGCUCUCCAAGAAAAACUCCGACGACGAAGACGAGGAGCCCCGCUGCGUGAACCUCACGCCGCGCCACAAGUCGGCGAUUCGAUUCAUAAGAAAGCUCAAGUAUUUUGUCGCUCGCAAGAGAUUUAGAGAAGCGUUGAAACCGUACGACGUGAAAGAUGUGAUAGAACAGUACUCUUCAGGGCACGCCGACCUUCUAAACCGCACAAAGAACCUGCAGUACAGAUUAGACCAAAUACUUGGCAAGCAAGGAUCUAAAGCGAAAGACGUCUACGCAUCUAAAAUCAGCCUAGCUUCCAGAGUAGUUAAAAUUGAAAGACAAGUAGAUGAUAUAGAAAGUAAGUUGGAUCAUUUGUUAGAAUUGUAUGAAGAGGACAGAAGGUCCUCGAGAAGAAUAGGUAGUUCAGGAACCGGCGGCGGGGAGGGCGGAGCGAGCGAGAGUACGCUGGCGCUGCGCACGCGCCCCGCGCUGUCCGACAAGCAGUGCUCGGAGCCCAAUUCGCCCGUAUCGCGUACCUUCGAGCCGGCGCCCGCGGCAGCCGCGCCCGUACCGCACAAGCGCCCCAUGAACAGGGGCUAUUCUGAUCUAGGAACUAGAUUCAUGAGGAAAAAAGUUAUAGUCAGGACAUCUUCAAAUCGUAAUGGAGGAUCUCCGCGAGAUGACGAGGUAGUUAUCGUAGUGCCGACGGACCGCGAGGACACGCCACCCCGACUCGUCACCGACAGCUCGGAAGUAUGCGCGAGCUGCUCAGUAGAGGUAGAGACUGAAGCGGAGGCGGGGGCCUCCGGCAGCUCGGGGUCGGCGUCAUGGUGCGAGGGCGAGGCGGAGGGCGAGGGCGGAGAAGAGCGCGGCUACGGCUCGGGCGACUCGCUGGCGGAGGACGCGGCGUUGCUCGGCGCAGCGCACGCUGCAAACGCGCCGCACGCGCCGCGGAUCGUACGCACGCAGCGCCGCGACGUCGCUGUUGACCUUCACCUCUUGCGGCCCGACGUUUGAACUUCCUCCAAACGAUGCAACGGUCCUCUCUCUUAUAACUACACUCCCGACUAAUAUCCCGUUUAAUUCGUAUCUUUUACAGAAUGUUUGAUGUUCCACAAUUUAUUAUGUCGCUAAAACUGUCCAAAUGUACACAAAACCUUGUUGACAAUAGGUGCUUAUUUAAGUCAAAACAACAAUCAUAUUAUGCUUAUUUGCAUAACCUAGUGUGAUUGAGUAGUAAAUGAUUGAAAUAAUCAAAGAGUGACUAUUGAAACAAUAAUCAAUUUAUACAACGAGUAGUUAUUGCGAUUUGAUCAUGCAAUAGGUUCAGAGGAGCAAACAGAAAGACGAAGAAAGCCUAUUUAGUAGGUACCGUCGCUGCCUUACGACACUUUCCUGUAGGCUGCAAUAAUUCACUGGUGGGCACGCGGAAUCUAUUUCCUGCUGGUCUAUAAAAACUAUGUGUUUUACACACCAGAGGGCCUAGCCUAGAUGACAAUCGUUUGCAGAAAAUGAAACGCUAUCAUUUUCUUACAUUAUUUACGUUUAUCUUAGCGUUCCGUUUCGUUUUCUGCAAACAAUUGUCAUUUUAUGACGUCAUUCAUUUAUAACGUAGGACGAUUUAGGAAGGCAGGGGGGUCGGACAUGACUUUUUUCUUACAAGGGGUGAGAGGGGGCUAUCAUAGUUCUUACGUAUUUAAGAACACAAAGAUGUAAAUAUUUUAAGAAUUUUAUGAAACAAUGACGUUUAAAAGAAUACUUCCAUACUCUAUGCUAUUAAACAUUGUAAAGACUACAGAGUUAGCUUAAAAGGCACCGUUGUAGGAACAAAUCAAUAUUUCAAAAAGGUUUUUUUUUAUAAACACUAAGACAAACGAAUUUGUAUUAUUUCUUCCCUUUAGAUCCUUACGUUAUAUUGGGGGAAGGUCACCCUAUUCUUAUUUUUUCUUACAUAGGGAGGGGGUCAAAUAAUGCCAAAACACGUCUUAGUAAUAAAUGAAUGACGCGAUAUCGUGUAAAUACCUAACUGGAGUAUAGUUCCGUUAUGGCCGCCAUUGCCUAAGCCUCGUCGAUUGUAGCAUGAACUUAUCAAUUACACUCGUAUCUACAUUAAAUUGUAAAUAAGAACGAGCACAAGUAGGUAAAAAAUACGCUUAAUUUCUUUGUUUCCUAUUGCUUUUAAAAAUAAUUAUAUUAGGCUAAGAGAAUAAGACAUUUUACAGAAUAUUAUCUAUAAGUUGAGUGAAAGCUUAGCUUUUAAUUUUAUUAAAUAUAGUAGUCAUAAGAUGUAAAUAAAUUAAAAAUAAGGCAAAACGAGUACCGAUACAGUAAAAUUCACUAACUCCUACCUACUUACAUAACUAAUGAAAAAAUGAAAUGACAAAUCACUUUAUGAAAUGAUUUUAUUUAUAUACCUAAUAAUAAAGCUAGAAGAAGUCAGGUUUAACCUAUUUUGGGAGUGGCAAGCAAUAUUUAAGAAUUAUGUUUUUAACCUAAAAAUAUAUUCGGUGUGCAUUACCUUUGACCGCAAAGUAAAAUAAGUAUUUAAAAUGAUAUUCUGAGACUUCGCACUCGGUAUCUAAAUAAAUACCUAAAGUAAAUUUUCCUUCAAUCAAACCAUGCUCAUUAUCUUUGUGAUUUUUGUGAUCUAAUCGGUUCAUUGUGAGAAAAAAAACUUACAAAUAACUUUAAUUAUGACAAUACUCAGUUCAGAUAUAAUCUAAAUUAUAAUAAUUUAUUGCAUUAUAAUGCAAGCAUUUUCACCUUGAAUGUGAAUAGUGAACACUGAACAUCGAAUUAUUAUUAUUUUGUAAUUGAAUAUAGGUAAUUUACAAAAUUUUAUUGAAUCAAUUUGUUCAGUUUUUUUAUCUACUUUUUAACUUUCAAACAUAUAUAUAUACGCAUAAUUAAUGAUAUAGGUAAUUAGUUACGAUAAUACAAACUUUUGAAAAUUACCACAACCAUCUUAGAACAAUAUUUAAAGUAUAAAAUUCAUUGUAUUAUAUUUUAAAUGUAAAUUUAUUUUGAAUUAGGUGAUUUUUCUUACUUUUACUACAUAGAUGCCUACUUAGUCUCAAUUUUGGAUCCUAGAUAAUGCUUAUUGCAACCUAGGAAUUAAUUACACGCAAUAGACUGAUGUAACUGUAUCAAUGACUUGUAAUAUAAACUAUAUAAAAAUACCAUUUUGGGAAACUGACUUAUCUACUAACCUACUAACAUAGAACACUAAUUUUCGAAUACGCAAGUUGUCAUAGAGAUAGAGACAAAGUUGGCCAAGAACCUACACUUGUCUAAUCUCUAGGACCAGCCAGCAUCUCCUUACUACUGUAGGUAUACAUACAAUGCGGAAUCCUUUACCUAUAAUGUUUAUACAGCACCAACUUCAACAAUCCUAUUAUUGAACCAAUUUUAAAAAUUUUGGAUGCAUCUUGAUAAAAGCAGGGUAAAAUUUGCCUGUCAUUCAAAAUUAAUUAAAUUAAGAUUUUAACGUUUAUAAUGUACCUAUACUUAAAUAGAACACCCUAGAACCUUACCAAAAUUACCUAUCUUUCUCGACACACUGCAGCCAAAAUUGUAGAUAGUAGGUUACCUAAUUAUUAAAGAAAACGGACCUAGCCAGUUCUGCAUUAAAACUUACAAUGGGACCUAUUGUUGCCUCCAAUUAGACUUUACCAUUACCUGUCUUUUUAUUGUGUAAAGUAUAGUUCCAAAGCCAUGUUAUACUAUAGAUAGGUACUACUGUUCGCGACAGGUCAGGCACUGGUGAACAAAACAUAAUUUUUAUAAAUUUUUGAUUUACUUUAGUACCUACCUAUAUCAAACUUUGUGUAAGCGAAUAGCCAUAGUUAGCCGGGUACCAAUGGAUACUCAAAUAUGAAAUCUGUUUGAUGUUUAUUUGAUAAUUUCUGUACACCCGCACUAAUAAUAAUAUAUGCGACCGGAAUGUCUUGAGAUUAGAGUCAAACUAAGAUAGGUAAGUUGGCAGCGAUUUUGACAGCCCAGACAUUGCAAGUGUUAUUUUAAUCUCCAAACCUCUAUGAAAUUAUGACGUUUACUUAACACCUGCACAGGCUGAGCUAUCAAAAUCACUGCCAAUUUAUCUAGGUCUGACUCUAGCAUUAGGUAAAUAAAAUUUGAAAGCGUUUCUUGACACGAUUUUUUUUUCAUCGGUUCGCCAGCGUGUUUGGGUCACAAUUACUCGUAUUUAUUAAUUGAAUGCUUCACAAACUCAUUUAAUAAAACAUUGUUUGUGCUUAUCAUUCACAUCAAUAGAAGAAACUCAAAAUUACUUAAAAGUCACACGAACCUAGCAUCCGCCAUACAAUCAACCAUUACACUCUCAUUUUAAAAUGGUUUCAUACAGAAUAUCUAUGUCUGGUGCUAGUUUUCGUUGCUACAAAUUGUAACACAAUGAAAUUAAAACGAGUAGAAGUGUUACAUACAAAACUUGGCAUGCUUAAAUUGCUUAAUAUUAGCAUGUUGUUUUAAAAUGAGAGCGUAAUUUUGUUUGUGGAGUGGCGUUUCGCGACAGGCUCGUGUGACUUUGAAGUUGUAUUUUUUUACAGAUUUAAGUAGUACAUUUUAAGGCAGCGAAAAUAAUUGUGUGUAGUUAAAAUGUUCGUUUUUAGUUUGAGUUUUUAAAUAUGAUAGUGUAAAACAUCGACAAUUAUUUUGGCAAUACUAAUACUAGCUUUAUGUAAAAAAGUUAAAUAUAGCCCCUCUUGUAUGUAAAAUGCUCGUAGGUAUACACAUAAAUUCAAUAUUUGGAAUUUGUAAUAUAAUGGAUGGCUUACUGUUCCAGACACAUUGUUCACUUAUCUAAGAAGUUUAAUUAAUCAUGUAUACUUAUAAUUAAUUAAAUGAGGGGUAAAAGCCAGGAAACUAGAAAGGAACAAAAGAUACGGCGCGCCGCGCGAAACUUGCGGCGGACGAUUUGGCGAUUGCGUAGCUUUUGCUUAAAAUUUUGUUAGUCAAAUCCUUCGGAUAUAGGCGAAGCUAUUGUAUACUAAAAUUAUACUGUUAUAGUAUACAGUACGGUAACGAUAUCUAUACAAUUGAAAAUAAACGAAAAUUAGGUAUGUUUUGUGAUUUUUUUAUAUUGAGCCAACUUUAAACUUUUACGGUUUUGCUUAGAGUCUGCCCCCCGAAUGAUUUUUUCAUGGUAUUUGCCUUUGAUGAAAACGUGUAAAAAUUCAAUAUAAAAACUACAAUUUCGUGUUAGCCCUCUCUUAUGUUACAUAAUAAGAAGUAAAAAAAGUAGAAGCGUUUCUGUUAACUGUACACAUCAUGAUCUGUGACACAACUGACAUGCAAGAGGGACUUUACUUAAGUUUUUAUCUAUACGCUAUUUAGUCAGUGCUUGUAGUAUACGUAGUAUAUACGGGAACCAAGGUGGAAAUAAAUAUUAGUAUAUUAAUAGGGCAACUUCAGUCCAGUAAACAAAUAAAAUAUGCAAUAAUGUCUUAGUAAUACAAGGGAACAUUCACUCUGUGAAAUGGAUUUGAGGCCGGUCCAAUAUUGCUAGAUUGUACCGAGUAUGCGCAUUUUUUUAAAUAAACAUGCUUAUCAUAAGUUUAUAGACUGAUUUGCGUUCAUUGUUUUAUUUGUAAAAUAAGUAUGUAAUUGACUAUAUUCCAUUAUAAAGCACCAAUUUAGUAAGUAGGCAAGCAAUCAUUGUAUUUAAGGGGUUCCUAGGGCUCUUAAAUUGAUGACUGAAUACGAUUAAUAACGUUACUACCGGUGUCCAGUUAUUUUAAUAAAUAAUUAAGUAAUAGUUUUUUUUUAUGAAGUGCUAGUGAAACUCUCCUAUCUUUAUGUGACGAAUCAUUUUAUAGAAACAUUUGUACAUAAUUUCCUAUUCGUAGUUGUAAACAUUUUCAAUUUUGUCGUGAACAGUAGAUGUUACAUAAUAAUAAAAAUUAUAAAAACAUCAAUACAGCCAUUGUAAUAAUUAGUUCGAAACUAUAUUUUGGAAUCGCUAAGAGUUAAACCAAGCUAAGUUGGCCGCGAUUUUGAUAGCCCAGACUGUGCAAAUGUUAUACGUCAUAAUUUCCUAGAAGUUUCACGUUUAGAAUAACACUUGCACAAUCUGCGCUAUCAAAAUCGCUGCCAACUUAACUUGGCCUAACUCUAGUUACGUUUGUAGUGGGUACAACCGCCAUGAUUAAAAUAGAAUAUCCGUAUCAAAUAGAUGUAAGUAGUCAAAAAUGAAUAGUACCAAUGGUAUGAAAUUUUUGUACUUGAUAUAUUCGCUUUCGAGUGUACCUGUUUGGUGGCGACUCAAUUGCAUAGGGUAUGUUGGGAUAAGAUCACAAAAGGUCAUUCAGUCAUUCUUUAAAGCUCGCCAUACACCUGUUUAGGCCAUUUUUCCGCUUUUCAUAUCUCUAUUUAAAGAUAUAUAACAAUAACAUAAGCUAUCUUGCCUACUGUCACUACCUCAGUCUACGUCAACGUCGCGGUACGAGUAUGUUCGCUCCGCGAAGUCGCGCCGCGAUUCACGUGCAUAGUCUGGAGGGGGCUUCACUGUUAAAAUUUUACAUGUAAGUACUUAACAAUCAGCAUCAAAGUCUGUUUGCCUCUCGGAAGCUUCGGGCCUUUAAUCUAUUUAAACCCUCGCAAAAGACUUCUUUUGAAACAACUCGCUACCUACACUUGGGUUUCAAUUUUAUUUACUUGGUUCUCAAAAUAAGCAGAAGAUGUAAACAAGAAAACUUUGCUACAUUGUAAACAAUGAUUUAUUAUAACCCAAGAUAGGUUUUAGGCGUUCCAAAAUUGAAUCGCUUACCUUGUGACAAAUUGUACAAGUUGCCUUUAGUCGCAUCUGGGCAAGCAAGAGAUGUGCACGUUUUAACGAACUCCCGCUCACCGACAGAGAAAGAGAGAAGCUCAUGUUUAACAACGAGUAUAACAAAGGUGAAUGGAAUGCGAAAAUUAGUAAAAAAUAACAGAUUUCUUCGUAGGUAUGUGAAUAAAUAUGGAAGUAUUAUUGUGCUCCUUAUAUAAUAGUAGUAGUUAUAUAAUAUCAUUGCUUGUAAAAGAAAUAAAAAUACUUAACUAUUCUCGCUUGCGCCUUAGCCGAAAAUCAAAAUAGCCGUAAAUAAAAACAAAGGAAUUUUAAUUCCUGAAGGUACUUAAUCUAAUAUAUUUGGUACAGUCAGCAUCAAUAGUAGCUGAUGAAACAACGCGCCAAAAGUAUCUGACAUCCCAGAUAACUUUUCCAAAUAUACAUAAAUUUCUAAAAUUCACAUUCAAAAAUAUAUAUUUUACAGUCUUUGUUGUUCUAUAUAUUAUAAGACAUCACUUUUUGUUAAGCUGUUACAGAAUGGUAGGUUAUGAAGCGUUAUUUGAUCCGUUACUUUGAUGCUGACUGUACUUACAUACUCCGGUCUUAUUUUUACGUCCAACGCUGACCUUUUUAGGUAUUAUUAAUCUAUCUUUGACGUUGAGCUGAAAUAAAAUAGUUACUGCAUUGAAAUCAUAAAUUUAUUGCACGAUUGGUAUCCCAACGUACCUUAAUAAAAAAACCUGUAGUUGUUACCCACAUUUAUGUUGAUAUUUAUCUAAAUUAUGAUUUACGUACAAUCAAAGUUAAUGUUACGUGACGUGACUUUCUGCAAAUGUUUCAGUAGGUACCUAUUUAUUAUAGACAGUUUUUGAAACAGAUUAUUCAAAAGUAUAAAAUCAAAAAAACAUUAUAUUGUAUUACGUUUUAUACUCUAUUUAAUAUACUUUAGAAAUAUUGAGGAUUUUUCACAACUGCCUAAGUUUUAACUUUUAAUAAGACUCCAUUAGAAUCAUAUAGUAGGUAUAAUUGUAAAAGUAGUCACAACGAGUUAUAAUAAGUAGGUACUUACUACCUAUGUACAAACUAGCUACCGAAAAUAAAAAUUAUAAUAUAUAAUCUUUAAUUCUGCCUGUUUGACCAACUAACUGUACCUAUGGAUUUAUUAGCAAUAGAAACUGCCUCGAAAACAACAA
Molecule: messenger RNA, 9437 nt
Organism: Cydia pomonella (codling moth)
Lineage: Eukaryota; Metazoa; Arthropoda; Insecta; Lepidoptera; Tortricidae
Gene: KCNQ
Product: potassium voltage-gated channel subfamily KQT member 4
Exons: 16
Coding region: 300-2477 (725 amino acids)
Biological process (GO): potassium ion transport; transmembrane transport
Cellular component (GO): membrane
Molecular function (GO): voltage-gated potassium channel activity
Source: RefSeq, a predicted model, not a curated record